AUGGAUGAUACUACUUCAACUCCAAGGGUGUUGAAACAAUGUGUAGACUUGAUAUUGUCUCCGAAACACGAGAAGUAUUCUAUACCGAUGGAUAUCAAUAUCCAUGAGAAAUUUAGUGAACAUCCUGAUAUCCAAUAUUUCAAAAAAAUCAAAUCCAAAAAUCAUUUCAAUUAUCACAAAUAUAAAAAGAAUCCCAUAAAAAUCAAUAAGACCGAUAGUUUGAUGGUUUCUGACUUCGACCCAUAUUCAAGAGAUGCAUUGAUUUCUCGAAUCUCGAGUUAUUCGACGAUAAAUUGGAAAAUACCUUUUGAAAACCAUGAAUUAAAUGAAUUGAGAUGUAGUCAAAAUGGGUGGAAAUGUGUAUCAAUAUCAAUCAAUAAUAACUCCAAAAAUCAUCUAGUUUGUGUUUCAUGUAAGCAGAUGUUAACUUUACGUUUCAACGAAGAAGAUUUCACCACUUUUGAGUUUGAUUUAAAGGAUAUAGAAGAAGUUAAUGAUCAUCUUUGUCAUGAAUAUUUAAAACAAAUUCAGGUAUCAGCUCAUGAAGAAAAUUGUCCUUGGAGGAAUUUUGAAACUCCAGUUGAAGGUAUUUAUUAUCUAAAACCUUUCCUUCACUCCACGAAUGAGAUUUUAAUUAAUAAUUAUUUACACAGUUUAAAGACAUUAGUUGAUAAUGUGUCAGUGAUUAUUGAAAGACAAGAUAACUUCCAUGAUUUGAUUCAAGAAACAAAGUCAAGGGCCCAGAUAGAUCAAUUUACAAAGAAUUCUAACACCUGGCUCAUGAAUAAAUUCUAUAAACAUGAUAAAGAAAAUCAAAUAAUUAGAUUAUCCACUAUACCCAGUUGGAUUUAUAUCAUCAGUUUAUUAAGCUGGGAAUUGAAAGUACAAUCUUUUGCUCAUCAACUUGUAUUGUUCCUUGUUUGUCCUCAGUGUAAUAAAAAGGUGUUCAUAGAUUCCACCCAACAUUCACCUGUUUCCCCAAGUUUUAAAGUUCCACAAUCAACAGGUUUGAACUUAUCAACUUCCAAGAUUUUGACCCCAGUGAAAUAUCCUCCUACAAUAAUGGAAGACGAAGAAGAAUUCUAUAACACAGUGGAUUUAUACCUGGAACACAAACCAUGGUGUUUCAUGAAACACAGAGCUAGUGUAGAAAUCAUGUCCAAUUAUCUUUAUGACAUUAUAGUUAAUUCAGAGACUUCCAUUGGAAUCAAUGGGGAAUUGUUGGAAGAUGUAGAGAUGAAAAUUGGUGAUAGUCAAAAGAGAAGGAAAAGUUUCGAUAUAAAUGAAGGAUUAGAGAGGUUAAAUAAACUUCGAAAAUUAUAUUUAGUUGAAGAAUAA
Messenger RNA from Yamadazyma jaroonii, 1338 nucleotides. NCBI's taxonomy places the organism in Eukaryota, Fungi, Ascomycota, Pichiomycetes, Serinales, Debaryomycetaceae. The record is from the annotation of a GenBank genome assembly.